AUAUCAAGUCAAAUGCUCAACAUUUGAACUACAAAGAAAAAGAUUUUACAGGCACAGUAGUGGAGGUGUUUAAUGGCGAUGCUAUCAAUGUUAAACUUCCUAAUGGUUUAAUUAAAAAAGUGUUCUUUUCAUCAAUACGCAUUCCCCGAGAUACCCGUUCUGUUGUAGGGGCCGACGGUGAGGAAGUUGUCAAAGCUCCGCCACGUGGUGAGAAUUACCGACCGUUGUACGAAAUUCCCUUUAUGUUUGAGGCACGGGAAUUCCUGCGUAAGAAACUUGUUGGUAAGAAGGUUCAAUGUGUUCUGGAUUAUAUAUCGCCUGCGCGUGAUAAUUUUCCAGAAAAGUACUGCUACACCGUACUUAUUGGUGGGCAGAAUGUUGCAGAGGCCAUGGUGGCUAAAGGUCUGGCUUCCGUGGUACGCUAUCGCCAGGAUGAUGAUCAACGCUCUUCUUGCUAUGAUCAACUUUAUGCUGCUGAAAACCAAGCCAUUAAAGGUCAAAAAGGCAUGCAUGCAAAGAAAGAGAACACUCUGUUACGCGUUAACGAUCUUACCCUUGAUCAUUCCCGCAUAAAGGUCCAAUACUUACCUUCAUGGCAACGUGCCUUACGCACAGAAGGUAUAGUAGAAUUUGUUGCUAGCGGUUCACGUCUACGUCUCUACAUUCCGAAGGAUAGUUGUUUGGUUACUUUCCUAUUAGCAGGCAUUUCUUGCCCACGUUCAUCGCGCCCCGCUUUAAAUGGGGUACCUGCACAAGAAGCUGAGCCUUAUGGAGAUGAGGCACUGACUUUCACCCGCGAUCGUGUUCUUCAACGUGAUGUUUCCGUUCAUAUCGACACUACUGAUAAAAAUGGUACUUCAGUGAUUGGAUGGUUGUGGCUGGAUAACAACGUAAAUUUAUCUGUUGCUCUGGUGGAAGAGGGUUUGGCGGAAGUGCAUUUUAGUGCUGAGAAGUCUGAAUAUUAUCGAAUGCUUAAGAAUGCAGAAGAUCGUGCCAAAGCGGCCAAGAAGAAUAUCUGGGCCAAUUAUGUGGAACAAGUAGUAGAAGAGAAACCUGUUGCAGAAGAGGCAGAAGACAAAGUUGUUUCGGAGCGUAAAGUUCAACUUGAAGACGUCAUUGUUACUGAGAUUACUGAAAAUUUAUCAUUCUUUGCUCAAUCUUGUGCCAGCGGUGCUAAGUUGGAUGCCUUAAUGGCUAAGUUACAUGCAGAUUUCCAAACUAACCCACCCAUCGUGGGUACUUACACUCCCAAACGUGGUGACUUGUGCGCUGCACAAUUCUCUGCAGACAACCAAUGGUACCGCGCCAAAAUUGAACGUGUUCAAGGCAAUAAUGCAACCGUGUUGUAUGUGGAUUACGGCAAUAGAGAGGUUGUGCCCUUUAAUCGUCUGGCAGGUUUACCAUCUGCCUUCUCCAGUGAGAAACCUUUUGCUACCGAGUAUGCCUUGGCUUUGGUACAACUGCCCCAGGACAAUGAGGAUAAGGAGGAAGCGUUGCGUGCCUUUGCGGAAGACGUACUCAACCGUAAGGUUCAACUGAAUAUAGAACUGAAGCCAUUUAACAGCCUUCCGUUAGCUACGGUUUACGAUCCCUCUACCAAUGUUGAUAUUGGCAAACAACUGGUCGCGGACGGUUUGGUAUUAGCCGAGAAACGUGGCGAACGGAAGCUGCGUGAGCUGGUCGAUCAAUAUUUGGCCGCCCAACAAGCUGCUCUAGCUGCGCAUUUAGCUAUUUGGAAAUACGGUGACAUCACCCAAGAUGAUGCGCCAGAGUUCAGCCGUUAAGUGCAAACACCAUGCGCCUCAGCGAAUUGGAGGUUUGUCUGCCACAUACCCGCCCUUUAAAACAAUAACAACAAGCAACAAAAUGAAAUAAACGAUUACAUACAACCGCUAUCGUAUAAAAAGAACGAACACGAAAGAAGUUCCCACUUAUUAAAACAAACAAACAGAUCCAAUCUUCUUCUUCGAUAUAGGUUAUACAGAAAAAUUACGACAACAACAACAACAACAACAGCAAAAGAAAAUACAUUAUUCAUAGUUAAGCUUCCGAAUUUUAAGAGCAAAGACAUAAACUAUACUAUUGCAACAAUAACAACAAAUAACCCUAAAAAUUUCGAAAUGAACACCAAGGCAACAAUAGCAACAAACAACAAUUCUCAAACGAUAAAUUCCCUUUUUUUAUACAACGCGCAAGAAAAUUUAAUGGUAACUCAUUCGUAAAAGGCAAAAGUAAACUAAAAAACGAAAAAAAAGAUUUGAAAAU
Molecule: messenger RNA, 2265 nt
Organism: Glossina fuscipes
Lineage: Eukaryota; Metazoa; Arthropoda; Insecta; Diptera; Glossinidae
Product: staphylococcal nuclease domain-containing protein 1-like
Exons: 2
Coding region: 243-1784 (513 amino acids)
Biological process (GO): mRNA catabolic process
Cellular component (GO): cytosol; nucleus
Molecular function (GO): RNA binding; nuclease activity
Source: RefSeq, a predicted model, not a curated record